This is a messenger RNA of Vicugna pacos (alpaca), 3681 nucleotides long. The record is from RefSeq and is a predicted model, not a curated record. NCBI's taxonomy places the organism in Eukaryota, Metazoa, Chordata, Mammalia, Artiodactyla, Camelidae.
GGCGACCCCGAACCGACCUGAUCUCGUGCUGCUUAUCUGGCUGAGAGCCCGCACCUGGCUCGGCCGGACUUGCUUACAGAAAACAGAAAUCAGUGUCUGGGAGUAGAUCGCCUAGGGAAGGUCUCUGAUUGAAAAUGAGCAACGCAUGCAGACGAGGUUCAAUUACUGCUGAAGAUUAGCCUGGAGUGGAACAGGCCCAGGAAAUGGAGGGAAGGUCCAUGGAGGAAAGCCCAUCCCUGAGGCGCAAGACGGUGAUGCGUGAGAAGGGCCGGCGCCAGGCUGUCCGGGGCCCGGCCUUCAUGUUCAACGACCGGGGCACCAGCCUCACCGCAGAGGAGGAGCGCUUUCUGGACGCCGCGGAGUAUGGCAACAUCCCCGUGGUGCGCAAGAUGCUGGAGGAGUCCAAGACGCUGAACGUCAACUGCGUGGACUACAUGGGCCAGAACGCGCUGCAGCUGGCGGUGGGCAACGAGCACCUGGAGGUGACAGAGCUGUUGCUCAAGAAGGAGAACCUGGCGCGCAUCGGCGACGCCCUGCUGCUCGCCAUCAGCAAGGGCUAUGUGCGCAUCGUGGAGGCCAUUCUCAACCACCCCGGCUUCGCGGCCAGCAAGCGCCUGACCCUGAGCCCCUGUGAGCAGGAGCUGCAGGACGACGACUUCUACGCCUACGACGAGGACGGCACGCGCUUCUCCCCAGACAUCACCCCCAUCAUCCUGGCGGCGCACUGCCAGAAGUACGAGGUGGUGCACAUGCUGCUGAUGAAGGGCGCCAGGAUCGAGCGGCCGCACGACUACUUCUGCAAGUGCGGGGACUGCACCGAGAAGCAGAGGCACGACUCCUUCAGCCACUCGCGCUCAAGGAUCAAUGCCUACAAGGGGCUGGCCAGCCCGGCGUAUCUGUCCUUGUCCAGCGAAGACCCGGUGCUCACCGCCCUGGAGCUCAGCAACGAGCUGGCCAAGCUGGCCAACAUAGAGAAGGAGUUCAAGAAUGACUAUCGGAAGCUCUCCAUGCAAUGCAAAGACUUCGUAGUGGGUGUGCUGGAUCUUUGCCGAGACUCGGAAGAGGUAGAAGCCAUUCUGAAUGGAGAUCUGGAAUCGGCAGAGCCUCUGGAGAUGCACAGGCAUAAAGCUUCUCUGAGUCGUGUCAAACUUGCCAUUAAGUACGAAGUCAAAAAGUUUGUGGCUCACCCCAACUGCCAGCAGCAGCUCUUGACAAUCUGGUACGAGAACCUCUCAGGCCUGCGGGAACAGACUGUAGCUAUCAAGUGUCUGGUGGUGCUGGUCGUGGCCUUGGGCCUUCCCUUCCUUGCCAUCGGCUACUGGAUCGCACCUUGCAGCAGGCUGGGGAAAAUUCUGCGAAGCCCUUUUAUGAAGUUUGUGGCACAUGCUGCUUCUUUCAUCAUCUUCCUGGGCCUGCUUGUGUUCAAUGCCUCAGACAGAUUCGAAGGCAUCACCACGCUGCCAAAUAUCACUGUUAUUGACUAUCCCAAACAGAUCUUCAGGGUCAAAACCACCCAGUUCACGUGGACUGAAAUGUUAAUUAUGGUCUGGGUCCUUGGAAUGAUGUGGUCCGAGUGUAAGGAGCUCUGGCUAGAAGGACCCAGGGAGUACAUUUUGCAGUUGUGGAAUGUGCUGGACUUCGGGAUGCUCUCCAUCUUCAUCGCUGCUUUCACGGCCAGAUUCCUGGCUUUCCUUCAGGCAACGAAAGCACAGCAGUAUGUGGACAGUUAUGUCCAAGAGAGCGACCUCAGUGAAGUUACACUUCCACCAGAGAUACAGUAUUUCACUUAUGCCAGAGAUAAAUGGCUCCCUUCUGACCCUCAGAUCAUAUCUGAAGGCCUCUAUGCCAUAGCUGUCGUGCUCAGCUUUUCUCGCAUCGCCUACAUCCUCCCUGCAAAUGAGAGUUUCGGCCCCUUACAGAUCUCCCUUGGAAGGACUGUGAAGGACAUAUUCAAGUUCAUGGUCCUCUUUAUUAUGGUGUUUCUUGCCUUUAUGAUCGGCAUGUUCAUACUGUAUUCUUACUACCUUGGGGCUAAAGUAAAUGCUGCAUUUACCACUGUAGAAGAAAGUUUCAAGACUCUGUUUUGGUCAAUAUUUGGGUUGUCUGAAGUGACUUCCGUUGUGCUCAAAUAUGACCACAAAUUCAUAGAGAAUAUCGGAUACGUUCUUUACGGAAUAUACAAUGUAACUAUGGUGGUCGUUUUACUCAACAUGCUCAUUGCUAUGAUUAAUAGCUCAUAUCAAGAAAUCGAGGAUGACAGUGAUGUAGAAUGGAAGUUUGCUCGUUCAAAACUUUGGUUAUCUUAUUUUGAUGAUGGAAAGACAUUACCUCCACCCUUCAGUCUAGUUCCCAGCCCAAAGUCAUUUGUUUAUUUCAUCAUGCGGAUCAUUAACUUUUCCAAAUGCAGAAGGAGAAGGCUGCAGAAGGAUAUAGAAAUGGGAAUGGGUAACUCAAAGUCCAGGUUUACAGAGUGCUUUGCUGUACAUGUGAACCUCAUGCAACACUGUGAGUUAAACCUCUUCACUCAGUCUAACUCAAGAGUUUUUGAAUCACACAGUUUUAACAGCAUUCUCAAUCAGCCAACACGUUAUCAGCAGAUUAUGAAAAGACUUAUAAAGAGAUAUGUUUUGAAAGCACAAGUAGACAAAGAAAAUGAUGAAGUUAAUGAAGGUGAAUUGAAAGAAAUCAAGCAAGAUAUCUCCAGCCUUCGUUAUGAACUUUUGGAGGACAAAAGCCAAGCAACUGAGGAAUUAGCCAUUCUAAUUCAUAAACUCAGUGAGAAACUAAAUCCCAGCAUGCUGAGAUGUGAAUGAUUCAGUAACCUGGAAUUAUGGCUUUGACUAUAGCACAAAUGUGGGCAAUAAUAUUUCUAAGUAUGAAAUACUUGAAAAACUAUGGUGUAAAUUUUGGUAUUAGCUACCUUUAUCAUGUGAAUCUUUAAAAGUUAGGUCUUAAUGAUUUUACUGUUUAUCACAUGCAAAUGGUCUUCAUUUUAAUUGUCUGCCUUGACAUGACAAACAACGACAUGCCAUUGUAUUUAAAGGCCCAAUAUUACCACAUUACUGACAUUUUUGUCCAUUUCAGAAUAAACUCUAUGUCUUUGCACUACCUGUUUGCCUCCAAGAGACUGUAAGCUCCUUGGGGACAGGGACCAUGUCUUGUUCAUCUUUGUGUCUCCAGCAUCUAGUACAGUGCCUGGUACAUAGUAGGUGCUCAGUAAAUGUUGUUGAAACCAACUCAACUGAACUGCCAACAAAAUACAAAUAAAAAUUAAAAGGCCAUCACUAUUGAGCAUACCUUCCCUUGUCCAAGUGCUGAAGAGAUUUUUUUCAAUAGAAACUGAAGAGAUUUUACAAGCAGCUGUGACUUGGUCAGAUUUUCUUAGAAUUUUUGGCAUGACUGAAUGAAGAAUUUCACAGUGAAAUGGGUUAAUAGAAAAUCUAAUUACAUUAACCAACUUAAGUUUCAUAGAAUUGUUCAAAACAACACAUUAAAGAUUUUUCUAAACUAUAUACUGUUUACUUUCUGUUUUAGAUUUUCAUCUGUUGUUUUUAGUAAUAUGAAUUUAGUCAGAAGGGUGGUGAAUUUUUAAAGUCGGGGGUUAUGCAGGGUUGUUAGUUUGGUAUAAUCUCCUAAUUUCUGCCUCUGAUGCUUUAAUGCUAAAUAAAUUAUCAAAAACUG